UCCCAUCCUACGGUAACCCUCUCAGGCCGAGGGCUUCUCCUGAGCUCCGUUAACAGGCCACCCAAUAGGGGCCCACCCUUAAGGCGUCCUGGGCCCACGCCAGCCGGUAGACCCUCAGAGGUGACCUCUGACCCCUGGUGUUUAUCUUGGUGCAGCCCCUGGUGUGGGCAGAGGGGGCGGCCAUGGAGCUAGGCAGCUGCUUCAAGACCUACGAGGACUUCAAGGAGUGCUUCAGCGCCUACAAAAAGGAGAACAGGUGCUCCUUCAUUCUCAGGGACUGCGUCUCCGUCCGCUUCCACAACCUCAACCACGGCACCUCCAUCCGCGAGGACAUCCUAUAUGUGCAGGUGAAAUUUGUCUGUGUUCGGACCCAGUCAAACAGGAAGAGAACAGCAGCGGCAGCUAUGUGCCCAGCAUACUUGCUCCUGCGGUACAAUGAGAAACUGGAUAGGCUGUUUAUCAGUGAACUCAACACACAGCAUAUACACGUUGACUCCAAAACCGCGGGUCUUAGAGGAGACGCCACUGGCAAAUCUCAGAAGAAACUCCAGCCUGCACAGCCCAUGAUCAACAAAGACCUUGGCACAGCUGAGAAGUCCCUGUUUGAGCCAUCAUUUUGCUUAGAUAAGGUCCAAACACCCUCAAAGCCAGAGCAGGAGGGCAUCACUCCUUCUGACCUGGCCAAGAUAGCCAAAGUGAUGAAGAACUUUCUUAAGGUGGAUGUGGGUUCCAUGGCCUCCUUCAGUGUGGGCAGCAGCCAAGACCUGGACAGGCUCAGCUUCCAGAGCAGCAAGAUGAGCGACCUCUUCAUCCGCUUCCCUGAGAAUCUCUUGCUGCACCGGGUGGAGAAUGCCCAGGGCCACAUCCUCUACGCUUUCUUGGUGGAGAGCAAGGAACGAGAGGGGCGAGUGGUACACUUCGCGGUGCUCAAGUCCGAGACGGCCACCUCCGUGGCCAAGAUGCUGAGUAUCUUUACAGAGUUCAACUCAGAUUGGCCCAAGGUCAAGGUGGUCUUCGUGGACCCGUCCUUCCCUCAUCGAGCCAUCCUGCAGGAGAUCUUCCCUGCUGCCCGCAUCCUCCUCUCCAUCUAUCACACGACCCGACUCUUGGAGAAGAAGUUGCAUCGUAGUUCAGCAGAUCCAUCCUUUAAAAGGCUCAUGAAAGAAGCCCUGCGGGAGGCCGUGUUUGUCACUUCUGAGGCCAGCCUGCAAAAUCUCUGCCAGAUGUCCCAAGCCCUGCUCAACGAGCAGCUCUUCAGCUUCCUUCAGGCCCACUGGUUCUCGUGUGAACUGCUGUGGUACAUGCACGUCAGGAAGGGCCUGCACGCCUGUAACACCUACAUGGACAGCCUGGACGUCGUCACCAGCAAGGUGUCGAGCCUCUUCCGGGAACAGCAGUCCCUGCUGGACUGCAUCCUCCGCUUUGUGGAUUACAUAGACUUCUUUAACACCAAAGGCUUGAAGAACUUUCCCACUGCUCCCCCCAGGUUAAAGAGAGCCCGGUCAGCAAGCAAGACACCAAAGUCCAAGAAGGCUUCUGGAAUCUGCGGAGGGAGCUUCAUCAGGCUGCCCGUGCAAGAGGCACAGCCAGAGCUGCAGCAGGUGCGGGCGCCGCAGCAGCAGCCCCAGGGACAGCCCUCCCAGGGCGGCAUGCUAGACUCCUUACUCCAGAGUGGCUCCGAUCUGGCCUACAAGCUAUGCCACAAUGAGUGGGCGGUGGUACAGAACUCCACGCACCUGGUGGACGUGGCUGGCUGCUCCGUGGACGUGCAGCUGCUAGAGGACUCCCACCAGGCGAGCAAGGACGGCUGCAGCUGCAGCUGCUCCUUUCAACAGCGGUACCACCUGCCAUGCCGGCACAUUUUGGCCCUGCUGCACACCAGCCAGAGGCCCGUGGGCGAAGCCAUGGUGUGCCGCCGGUGGCAGAAGAAGUACCAGCACCUCCUCGGGCCCAGCGGGGAGCUCCGGGACCCUGUCCUGAUACCGAACGCAGGCCAGCCAGGGGAGAAAGGACGGAACGACAUGAUUCAGGACCUAAGCAGGGAGCUCGCGAACCUGCUGAUGCAGAGUGAGGGACCAGAGCUGGAGGAGCGCUGUUCCACCUUGCGCAAGAUUGUGGACAUCUGGGCGGCCUCCUGCCAGCCUCCUGAGCCCAGUCAGCAGCUGGGGGACUUCAAGGAUGUGGGCCGCCUCCCUUUCCUCUGGGGAAAGCAGGAGGAAGGGGAGGGACUCGCUCCUCCUGGAGCCACAAUUCACGAUUGAAGCACCUGCACUGGCGCAAUGGGCCACAGACCACUCUCCCUGGAAGUCUGAGAGCUCAAAGCAGGCAGGACAUGCUAGGUGUCAGCGUUUUAACCAAUGUCUUCCUAGGUAGGGUGAGGAAAAUUGUUCCAACAGGAAGAAGAAGAGCCCCACUGUGUGACAGUCCUUUGAAUCUACCCCUUUUCUGCCCUACCUUUGAUUUUCCUCGGGAGCCUCAUUCAUUGUUCAAGGCCAAAGUUAUCUCCAUGCUGAAGGGUCGUCCCUCAUUCUCCCUCAACCCCUGAAUUUAGAUCUUAUUCACUACAUAGAGAUGAAACCCUGCCCCAGGUUAGGGUGAGAUAAAACGGACCUGAUAGAAGAGCCUGGUUUCGGGGAUGAAAGGAAGGAGGGUGAUCCUUGGCUGUUGCUGCUCUUUACAAAGAAUUUGUUGUUUGUACCUAUUUUUAUUCAUAUUAAAGUUUUUGUUUUGUU
Molecule: messenger RNA, 2732 nt
Organism: Lagenorhynchus albirostris (white-beaked dolphin)
Lineage: Eukaryota; Metazoa; Chordata; Mammalia; Artiodactyla; Delphinidae
Gene: ZSWIM3
Product: zinc finger SWIM-type containing 3
Exons: 2
Coding region: 183-2261 (692 amino acids)
Molecular function (GO): zinc ion binding
Source: RefSeq, a predicted model, not a curated record